AUGGACUCUAACUUUCUUGAAGAUGAACAAUUCAAUAACAACACAUGGGAUGAAUACUCUGAUUAAAUGAUUUGUCCCUCACCUCUUUUGCUUGGGCAUCCUUAAAUUAAAAAGUUCAAUGAUGAAGACGAACUUUCUCUCAUUCAUCUCUAAUAUCAUACUGAUACAUUAGAUGAUGAUUAAAGUCAAUUUAAUUAACUUUCUCAAACUAAUUAAACUACCAUCAAAAAGAGAAUUCAAAAAAUUCAUAAAGGAACCUCAAUUAAAAAAAAUAAGAAUCAAUCUUCAAUAAAUAAAGCACUUAAUGACUUUAUUUCUUAUGUUAAUCUUUCAGAAGAUAAUACUUCAAAAUAAAUUCAUUAUUGUAAAUAAAUGAAGUUACUUAUUGACAAUCUUGAAGGAAUCCUUUCCACAAUCAAAUAUAAAAUUUUGGGCUAGUAUCAAAAGUAGAUAAAUUAGGAAAAUUGA
Molecule: messenger RNA, 468 nt
Organism: Paramecium pentaurelia
Lineage: Eukaryota; Ciliophora; Oligohymenophorea; Peniculida; Parameciidae
Source: the annotation of a GenBank genome assembly